Loa loa (African eye worm) is the source of this 1290-nucleotide messenger RNA. RefSeq lists its product as hypothetical. Bases 83 to 1006 code for a protein of 307 amino acids. The record is from RefSeq and is a predicted model, not a curated record. NCBI's taxonomy places the organism in Eukaryota, Metazoa, Nematoda, Chromadorea, Rhabditida, Onchocercidae. The transcript is spliced from 8 exons.
UCUAGCUCCGAGGUGCUAGUAGCAGGUCGAUGUAAUAUUACAAGGUGAAGAGUAAUUGCAGUAUCAUUUGAUACCUCACAGUAUGACGGAAACACCAUCAAAAACUGCUAAUCAUCAGCGCUUAGCGGAAAUGUCCAUACAUUUAACACCACUUGGUGCUCGAGUACCAUACAGUAUUUCCAUUGAUAAUCAACAAAAUAUCUGGGUAGCGACGAAGGGAGGACUGUUCAAAAUGGAUCGAUUCGGCGAACUGCUUUUCCAGGAAAAAAAUGAUUCCGCAAAAAAAGCUGAACCAUUUUGUCAAGUGGCAUUUUAUGAAAAUAGAAUAAUUUAUGCUUAUUCGGAAGGUAUGUCAGGUUUAACGUUACUCAAAAUAAUGACAUUGGAUGGUGAAACGAUCAGUGAACAAUUUGUUGACGGCAAAAUACAAAGUUUAAGCGUAAAUGAUGGCGGUGAAAUGUUUUUGACCAAGCGAGUAAAGGGCGAGGAUUCCAUUGUCUACAGUUCGGAUAUUUGUUGUCCAAGUUGUUGGAAUGAAGUGAUCUGCGAAGAUGAAUACGUUUUUCAGACAGUAUGUGCCCUAUCCAGCGAUCUAUUAAUCGCCUCAACCUGCACUUUACCUAUCAAUAUGUACUCUAGGCAGUUCCUCCGACUAAUUAAUGUAACAGAAGGGAAAGUGGUCAAAAGUUUCAGUAAGGAAGGAAAAGAAGAUGGACAAAUUUUUUUUCCUCUCUCAAUACAAAAAUAUGGAAGUGACGUUCUUGUCUUGGAUAAAACAGGUCGGAUUCAGCAGUUCACUCAAGAUGGGGAAUUUGUUCGCGUAGCUGCAAAGAUUGAUGCUUAUUUAGGGAACGCUUUCGUUGUUGAUGAAGACAUGGCUGUUAUAGCUUGCUCAGGGAUUGUAUUUGAUAAAGAUAACCAAACCAUUUGCGAUGAUUGGGUGGAAAAGGUUCGACUGGACGGUAGCAAGUGGUUACCUGAUCCAGAUUUUGUUGAUAAAAAAUAACGAAAUAUUUCCGUCACUCUCAAGUAAGCUGUGAUAGUAAAAGUAACUUUAUCGAUCUGAUACUUUUUGUAUUUUUAUCUUUAAUCAGCAGGUUUGUAGAAUAAUGUUUACUGCAUUUAUUAAUGUAAAGUUCCACAAUGGUAAUGCAUCAUCGUUAGACUCAACCACUUUUAUUUUCAUGCUGAACAGCUUAUAUUCAUGAAUUUAGUUAAUCGUAAUUUCUGUAAAAUUAGAUAUAGUUGUUUAUCGGUUAUUCUUCAUGCCUAUGCAUAUUUAUUUAUUUG